AUGCCCGUCGACUCGCACGAGGUGUCUCGCGAGUUUGUUGAGAUCAAGACGUCCCUUGAAGAAGAAGGAGGAAAGAUGGGAGAGACUACCUGGAAGGAGUGCCUCAAGCCUGUAACUUACCGGAACUCGAUCGGAUACUAUGCUCCCCAGAUUUUCCAAACCGUUGGUCUGUCUGGAGCUGAUGCUUCUCUGUUCGCUACUGGAAUCUAUGGCAUUGUCAAGUUGAUUUUCACCGCCAUCUCCCUGCUAUUUGUCAUUGACAAGAUUGGCCGACGGUGGGCACAUGUUGGUGGUGGAGCCUGGAUGGCCGUGAUGAUGUUUAUCCUGGCUUCAGUUUUGGCAACUCAUCCUCCCAAGGAGGGUGAAGGUGUCUCAUCUGCGUCCAUCGCCAUGUGUGUCCUCAUUUACCUUUACGCCAUUGCAUACACGGGCUCAUGGGGCCCUAGUCCUUGGAUCGAUGCCAGCGAGAUCUUUCCAACUCACGUCCGCUCUUGUGGUGUGGCUUUUGGAGGCAACUCAGUGGUUAAUCACCUUAAUGUUUUUGGCAGUCUCUGCUUCGGGAUGAGCGUUUUUACCUUUUUCUUUAUGAAGGAGACCAAGGUUCUGACACUUGAGGAGAUUGACCAGCUCUUUGGACUGUCUGAUAUGGAGCAGUUCCAUAACGAUGUUGAGAGGAGAAUGACCAAGCUGGAGGGACUUGAUCCUGUUAUGAAGACUGUGACGGCUGAGGAAGAAAAGGGGGUUGCUAAGCAGGAGGAGAUUAAGUAG
This is a messenger RNA of Fusarium vanettenii 77-13-4, 768 nucleotides long. RefSeq lists its product as uncharacterized. The record is from RefSeq and is a predicted model, not a curated record. Gene Ontology annotation, cellular component: membrane. Gene Ontology annotation, biological process: carbohydrate transport; transmembrane transport. Bases 1 to 768 code for a protein of 255 amino acids. Gene Ontology annotation, molecular function: carbohydrate:proton symporter activity. Lineage: Eukaryota; Fungi; Ascomycota; Sordariomycetes; Hypocreales; Nectriaceae. The transcript is spliced from 7 exons.